UCCGGAAGUGCAUCACGACCGACUUCCGGCGAGGAAGUUCUCUCAUUGCAGUGUGCCUCCGUCGCGCACAGGUUCUUUUCACGGUUCCGGAGUCUUCUUUGCCCGCCGCCGCCGCGAUGGUGAAGCCGAAGUUCAAAGGCCGGGCGACCAUCAACCCUUCCCGGUCCAGCACCAACCCCGAUCGGCCGGCUGGCUCAGGAGGCCACAACAUGCGGGACCGGGCCACUAUCAGGCGCCUGAAUAUGUACCGGCAGAAGGAGCGCAGAAACAACCGUGGGCAACUGAUCCGUCCACUGCAGUUCCAGUCCACAGUAGCACCAGGCACAGUGGCCCGAGUGGAGCCCAACAUCAAAUGGUUUGGAAACACGCGUGUGAUCAAGCAGUCCUCUCUGCAGAAGUUCCAGGAGGAGAUGGGGUCAGUGAUGAAGGACCCCUACAGAGUGGUCAUGAAACAGAGCAAGCUUCCCCUUUCCCUCCUCCACGACCGGAUCAAGCCACACAAUUCCAAAGUCCACAUUCUCGACACCGAAACAUAUGAAACGACGUUUGGCCCCAAAUCACAAAGGAAGCGGCCCAAUCUUUCAGUGAGCGAUGUUCAGUCUCUGGUAGAAAACGCAGAGGCUGAGGCCAGCAACUAUGACUGUGAGAAGGACCGGGAUCUGGUGACGGAGGACACGGGAGUGCGGGAUGAGGUGCAGGAGGAGAUCUACAAGAAGGGGCAGUCCAAGCGGAUCUGGGGAGAACUCUAUAAGGUGAUUGAUUCCUCUGAUGUUGUUGUGCAAGUGCUGGAUGCCAGAGACCCAGUGGGGACCCGAUCCCCGCAUGUGGAGGCCUAUCUGAAGAAGGAGAAGCACUGGAAGCACCUCAUUUUCGUCUUGAACAAAUGUGACCUGGUGCCUGCUUGGGCCACGAAACGCUGGGUGGCCAUCCUCUCUCAGGAAUACCCGACCUUGGCUUUUCAUGCCAGCCUCACCAACCCCUUUGGAAAAGGAGCCUUCAUCCAGCUCUUGAGGCAGUUUGGAAAGCUGCAUGUGGACAAGAAGCAGAUCAGCGUGGGUUUCAUUGGCUACCCCAACGUGGGGAAGAGCUCCGUCAUCAAUACACUCCGCUCCAAGAAGGUCUGCAAUGUGGCCCCCAUUGCUGGUGAAACCAAGGUAUGGCAGUACAUCACCUUGAUGCGCCGCAUAUUCCUCAUCGACUGCCCAGGCGUCGUCUAUCCCUCUGGAGACACAGAAACAGACAUCGUGCUGAAGGGGGUGGUUCAGGUAGAAAAAAUCAAGACUCCAGAAGACCACAUUGCUGCGGUGUUGGAGCGGGCCAAGGCAGAAUAUGUCAGCAGGACCUACAAGAUUGAUUUCUGGAAGAAUGCAGAGGACUUCCUGGAGAAGUUGGCCUUUCAGACGGGGAAGCUGCUCAAGGGAGGAGAGCCUGAUGUGCGUACAGUCAGCAAGAUGGUGCUGAAUGACUGGCAGAGGGGCCGGAUCCCCUACUUUGUGAAACCCCCGAACAUGGAGCCUGGGCCCCAGCCCACAGCAGCUCCCUCAGAAGUCCCUGCAGCCACCAUUCAGAGCAUCCCAUCCACGAAAGAUGAGGGGCCGACAGAAAUCCCGGCAGAAGAGGCUGGGAGUGAUGACCGCCCUGCUUCUGUGGCCACGUGGCCCUUGUCUCAGGUGCGGCAGAACUUUGGGAAGAUCAAUGUGGCACCUGAGUUCUCGCAAGAAGACCUGGUCCCUGUGGAUGCAAUGAUGGGGGAUGAGAGCGACAGUAAUCCAGAGGAGGACAUUGAGGGGGAGGAGGAAGAGCAGCUGGAGCCGCAUGGCCAGCUCAAUGGGGCAGUCACCAGGCAGGACUCCAAGGCUCUGCUGAAGUCGCUGGAUGAGAAGAUCGCCAAGUGCAAGAAGUUCCUGGAGAAGGCCAAGGCCAAGCGGUUCUCAGCCAUAAGGAUUCCCAAAGGGCUGAGCGAAAAGGUCUUCGCCAAAUCACAGCUGGAUUCCCCGACUGGAGCAGCAGAGGCAGCGGGAGGCCACCCGAGGAAAGUUGGGAAGAGGAAGAAAGAAGAGGAGGAGGAGGAGAUGGAUGCUGAUCUGGCAAAGAAACCUUGCAAGAAGCUGACUUCAAAGGAGCGGAGACGAGCGGAACGGCAGCAGCACUCCAAGAAAGUCGGAGUUCGCUAUUAUGAGACUCAUAACGUCAAGAAUAAAAACAGGAACAAGAAGAAACAGGACACGGCUGGGAAGAGAAUGAAAACAAAGAAAUAAACAUAAUCAAUAGUU
This is a messenger RNA of Anolis sagrei ordinatus, 2273 nucleotides long. RefSeq names its product G protein nucleolar 2 (gene GNL2). Lineage: Eukaryota; Metazoa; Chordata; Lepidosauria; Squamata; Anolidae. The record is from RefSeq and is a predicted model, not a curated record. Gene Ontology annotation, cellular component: nucleolus. Gene Ontology annotation, molecular function: GTP binding.